Pelodiscus sinensis (Chinese soft-shelled turtle) is the source of this 646-nucleotide messenger RNA. The record is from RefSeq and is a predicted model, not a curated record. NCBI's taxonomy places the organism in Eukaryota, Metazoa, Chordata, Testudines, Trionychidae.
AUGAGGUUUUUUUUUUCAUUUGGAACAGGACUGCCAGGGAGCAACGGUGGCAGAGUUGCACAAGCAGAGCGCUAUUACCAUCCCAGUAUAAGGCUUGUUGGAACAGGAAGUGGAGGCCGUGUCGAAAUUCUGCAUGAAGGGCAGUGGGGAACAAUAUGUGAUGAUAAUUGGGAUGAAACAGAUGGAACGGUGGUCUGCAGAAUGCUGGGAUAUAGCCAUGCAGUUAGCAUCAGUAUUACACAGCCAGAUAACUUGCACACAAGAGUGUUAAUAGCUGAGAAACUUGCUUGACCUUUGAUGCUGAUUUUCAGAAAGUUGCGGAACACUCAGGACGUCUCAGAAGACACAAAGAAAGCAAAUGUUGUAUCAAUAUUUUAAAAAGGCAGAAUGAGAUGAUGCAGCUAAUUAUAGGCCUGUUCGUCUGACAUUGAUCCCAAGCAAGAUAAUGGAGUGGCUGAUACAGGAUUUGAUUAAUAAAGAAUUCAAGGAAAAUAAUGCCAAUCAACAUGCAUUUGUGAAAAAUAGAGCCUGGCAAACUAAACUGAUAUCCUUUUUCGAUGAGAUGACAAGUCUGUCUGAUAAAUGUAAUAAUGUUGAUGUGAUAUGCUUAGACUUCCGUAAAGCAUUUGACUUGGCACCAUGCAAU